CGGGCUCCGGAGCCAAGAGGUGACUGAGCCGGUGGACUGGGCUGGGCUGAGUGGCUGGCCCAGACACGUGACACUCCCAGCCUGCCUCCUGGGCCUCUGGGCGCCUGAGGCUGAAAUCCACAUUUGCCUCUGGCAAGAAAAUGAAUUUGUUGGUUUCUGCCUGCAUCAGAUUCUCAACACAAAAGAGCAGGAUCGCCUUAGCAUUUUAACUUGUUAUCUCAGGAAUCUGACAGCGAAAGUUCUUUUUUUAGAAAUCCUAUUUCAUGCUCGGAGCCUGUAAUACCUUGGAUUUCUCCUUCUGUGUGCUGUUUGUUUCCCAUAAUUCUUCGUGAAAGGCCAGGCACACUGAACACAUCAAGCUGAACGCCCUGAAGGGAGGUCAGAGUGAGGUUUCUGGCCACUAGCCGCUCACCUCCUGAGACGCCCGGGGGCUUUUUCCUCCACCUACCUCCCGCUCGCCGCCAGAGAGUCACGUGGGAGCUUGGGGGCCCGCCUUUUGUUGACGUCACGGCGUUCGCAGCCAUCGUGCCGAAGAAAGGAUGCUCUAGGAUGCUGUCCAGGUGGGCGGCCGCGCUGAGCGAUGCAGCACUGCAGGUGUAAGUAGCAUGGUCAAUGCAGGAGUGAUGAGCGGCUCCGGAAACCUGAUGGAUUUCCUUGACGAACCAUUUCCUGAUGUGGGGACUUAUGAGGACUUCCACACCAUUGACUGGCUGAGGGAAAAGUCACGGGACACUGACAGACACAGAAAGAUAACCAGCAAAAGCAAGGAGUCCAUUUGGGAGUUCAUCAAGAGUCUGCUGGAUGCCUGGUCAGGAUGGGUAGUGAUGCUGCUGAUCGGGCUGCUGGCGGGCACCUUGGCCGGUGUCAUCGAUCUUGCUGUCGACUGGAUGACCGAUCUGAAGGAGGGUGUCUGCCUGUCUGCUUUCUGGUACAGCCACGAGCAGUGCUGCUGGACAUCCAAUGAGACCACUUUUGAAGACAGGGACAAGUGUCCUUUGUGGCAGAAGUGGUCGGAACUGUUGGUAAAUCAGUCAGAGGGUGCCAGCGCUUAUAUUGUGAAUUACUUAAUGUACAUCCUGUGGGCGUUACUGUUUGCAUUUUUGGCUGUCUCUCUGGUGCGCGUAUUUGCACCAUACGCCUGUGGCUCUGGUAUACCAGAGAUAAAGACCAUUUUGAGUGGCUUUAUCAUCAGGGGCUACUUGGGAAAGUGGACCCUGCUAAUCAAGACGGUCACCCUGGUUCUGGUUGUGUCCUCUGGCCUGAGCCUUGGGAAAGAAGGUCCUCUGGUGCAUGUGGCUUGUUGCUGUGGCAACUUCUUCAGCAGCCUUUUCUCCAAGUAUAGCAAGAAUGAAGGCAAGAGGCGUGAGGUACUUUCAGCUGCAGCUGCUGCUGGGGUGUCCGUGGCAUUUGGUGCUCCCAUCGGGGGUGUGCUGUUCAGUCUGGAGGAGGUCAGUUACUACUUUCCCUUGAAGACGUUGUGGAGGUCAUUUUUUGCAGCCUUGGUGGCAGCCUUCACACUGCGAUCCAUCAACCCCUUUGGGAAUAGCCGCCUGGUUCUCUUUUACGUGGAAUAUCACACACCCUGGUAUAUGGCUGAACUCUUCCCCUUCAUCCUGCUUGGGGUCUUUGGGGGUUUGUGGGGAACCCUCUUCACUCGAUGCAACAUCGCCUGGUGCAGGAGGCGCAAAACCACCAGGCUGGGGAAGUACCCGGUGUUGGAGGUCAUUGUGGUGACAGCCAUCACUGCCAUUAUCGCCUAUCCCAACCCCUACACACGCCAGAGCACCAGUGAGCUCAUUUCUGAGCUGUUCAAUGACUGUGGGGCCCUUGAGUCUUCCCAGCUCUGUGACUACAUCAACGACCCCAAUAUGACCCGGCCUGUGGAUGACAUUCCAGACCGGCCUGCGGGGGUCGGGGUUUACACAGCCAUGUGGCAACUGGCCCUGGCCCUGAUCUUCAAAAUCGUCAUUACCAUAUUUACCUUUGGCAUGAAGAUCCCUUCAGGGCUCUUCAUCCCCAGCAUGGCUGUGGGGGCCAUGGCGGGCAGGAUGGUGGGGAUUGGUGUGGAGCAGCUGGCUUACCAUCACCAUGACUGGAUCAUCUUCAGGAACUGGUGCAGACCUGGGGCAGACUGCGUCACCCCAGGACUUUAUGCAAUGGUGGGAGCUGCAGCUUGCCUAGGUGGAGUGACCAGGAUGACGGUAUCUCUGGUGGUCAUCAUGUUUGAAUUAACGGGUGGUCUGGAGUACAUUGUGCCCUUGAUGGCAGCAGCUGUGACCAGCAAGUGGGUGGCCGAUGCCUUUGGGAAAGAGGGCAUCUACGAGGCCCACAUCCACCUGAACGGGUACCCAUUUCUGGAUGUGAAGGAUGAGUUCACCCACCGCACCCUGGCCACUGAUGUGAUGCGGCCCAGGCGGGGAGAGCCUCCACUGUCUGUGCUCACCCAGGACAGCAUGACCGUGGAGGAUGUGGAGACGCUCAUCAAGGAGACAGACUACAACGGCUUCCCUGUGGUGGUCUCCAGAGACUCUGAGCGUCUCAUUGGGUUUGCUCAGAGGAGGGAGCUGAUCCUUGCAAUAAAGAAUGCCAGACAGAGGCAGGAGGGCAUCGUGAGCAAUUCCAUCAUGUACUUUACUGAGGAACCUCCUGAAUUGCCAGCCAACAGCCCACACCCCUUGAAGCUGAGGCGCAUCCUGAACCUUAGCCCUUUCACAGUCACGGACCACACUCCCAUGGAGACAGUGGUGGACAUCUUCCGGAAACUGGGGCUCCGCCAGUGCCUGGUGACUCGGAGUGGGAGACUUCUUGGCAUCAUCACAAAAAAGGAUGUUCUGAGACACAUGGCCCAGAUGGCAAACCAGGACCCUGAAUCCAUCAUGUUUAAUUAGCAACAAAGUGGAGAUUAUUUUGAGAAAAACAUUGAUUAUAUCAUUAAAAAGGAAUAAAUGAUACAUUAUUAUACCAGUGAAAGAUAAUGCACUGGCAGCAGCAAAAGCAAACACUUUGUUUGAAAGGAGGGGAAGAAGGAUGAAACUUUUUUUUUUUUUAAGAGAAACCAUCAGUGAUAGACGUUUUAUAGCUUUAACCCUUACGAGUUUCAAGCUGUGUUUCUUAAUGAGUUUGCUAACUGCUGUGGGGGCAUGUGGGAGGGUGUACAUGAUGUAGUUUAUGUAAUGACAUGAAACACAAGUGCUACAUGGAGAAGCUUCGGCCCCAUCUGCUCAAGGCUGAUGUUUGUAACCUCGGAACACAUUUGAAGCUUUGAGUCAAAGGACAAAGGGGAACUGGCAUGGCAAUGCCCCUUAUUUAUUGAUUCUUGAAAUUUUGCUGCUAUGUUACCGAAUCAUACUAAAGACAGUUGCACUUACCUUGCUGGAAAAGGCAAAGAAAUUAAAGUUGAACAGCUUGAGAGCUGCAAGUCUGCCCCCAUGAGUCUGCUCAUGACUGCCCCAUUUCUCACUCUGUUCUCAGCUCAUUGCCCAUUAGUUUUGCUGUUUGUCAGUUUUUGAGCUAACAUUAUGGAUGCUUACCAUGAGGACCUCGAAGAAAUCAUUUUACUGUGUCAGACCUGCGCCGUGGAACUGACCAGCACCAUAGGCCUGGUCCAGGAACUACUGAAGCAUGUUGUGAGGCAUGUUGUUUGCUCUCUUGUGAGAGGCCGCAUCCAUCUUUGGAGGAACAUACACCUGAGUAUUGAUUCACAUCCCCACUGCAUUUGCUUCAUUUACUUACGGCUGUUGCUUGUGCUUUCUUAAUAAUUGAUCAAUCCAGCACUUUCCGUGGGUCAUGGCCUGUAUGCGCUCCGCUUGCCACGAGCAUGUUUUAAUUUCCGAGUAGCAUAUGCAAGGGUCAAAACUGGCUCCCCAGUGUUUCAACUUAUUUUUCCUCUCAGGGUUUUUCAGAUAUGACUGUGAAGAGGAUGAGGUGUUCGAGUUCUCAGUGGGAACUCCUCCAAAUGGAUUGGAAGAGAAACACUAAAUUGAUUCUAAAUCUGUUCCAUUCUCUUCUCUGUAGGAUGCAAACUGUCCAGUUUCAAUGUCUAAGUGUGCACUUUCACACUAGCAAUCACAGCACCGAAGGACAGAGUUCAAUUUUGUACAGCCGAUUUAAACAUCAGGCAUUUUUUAUUUGACUUAAUGACAAAUUUAUUCUUUUCAUCAGGACUUCUGUCUCUUCUGCAGGAAGAACUAAACUAUGUUUGGGGCCCAUGCUAUGAUAAUACGAUUUAUCCCUCUUGGCUCUUCACUUUUGUCUUUCUUCCUUCCUUUUCCAAGAAUUGUCCUCAUCCCUUUCAAUCUCAUUGCUGUUGAAUAUUGAUGUUUCAGGUUCCUGUUCACCUGACUACAAAUAACAGAAAAUCCAAACAGUAGUGCAGGGCUGAGUAAGAAAUCUGGAAGAGAGGCACCCCAGGACUGCUUCCAUAAUAUUGACUGGGACCAAAACCCUUAGGCAUUUCUUUUCUACCGUGCUCAUCCUCUGUCUUUGACUUACUGUCCCAUAGUUACAGGGUAGUUGCUGAACCUCCAGGUACCAUGUCUGCUUUCUAAGUGGGAUAAAGAACAAAGAGGCAAUUAACAGGUUCAAUAUCUGUAUCAUGAAAGCAGAGCUUUCUCCAGCAUGUUCGGCUACACCAAUUGGUUAGAAUUCUGUUCCACAGCUCCCCAUACCUACAUGCAAGUCUGGGAAGGAAAUGUUUUAGUUAGGCACAUUAUUUGUGAAUGACAUUUGGUUUCCCUCAUAAGGAAGAGGAAUUGGUUCUUGGGAGGAAAAUAUAUCUGCCAGAUUAAAUUCUAUCAUCAUGUUCCUGCCAUUGCCCUUCCUGUUCUUUACUCUCCCAUUCUUAACAAUCUCCUUAGUCUUAAUAAGAAUUUUCAUUUUGAUAGAAAUUUAGGUACAAGUGAAUUUCUAGUUGUAAAAACAUUCUAGUUGCAAAAAGAUACACAUUCUCUGGAUUAAAAUAGUUUAAGUCAAGUCAUGCUGUCAGCUAUGGAAAUUUCUUUCCAUUAUUAAUUGCUCUCCUCCAGAUUAACACCAAAUGGAUACAUCAGCAGAAAAAUAUCCAGUUAACAGAGAAUUUCAACUUUGGUCUUAGAAGGAAAUUUGUUGUCUCAUUCACAGCACAUAAAUAUUAAGCAGUAGAUUUUAAUGCUAGUGUUAUUAUUGGGGUUUCCACAGAACAUGAGCAGUUGGGCAAGGUUCUCCUGCAUUUUAAAUCGUAGUUUUAAAGUCUGCCUCGUGUAGUUUCCCUCAUAGUCCCAUGUGGCUCGCCUUAGAGCUGGCUAGUAUCAGGAAAGAGUAUUCAUUAUAGCCCAGUCUCGUAUAAUAUGGGAGGCCCUCUAAACUGGAACAGAACAGGAAACUGUGGACAGGUAGCCAAAGGUCAGUGAAAUCACAGAAUUUUCUUCUAACCUAGCUAGCGGGCUGAGGGGAUGCUUUAUUCUAGGGCAAGGUCACGAAGGGCAAAAUUGAGAGUUGUGUCCUUCUCUCGGUGCUCAGAACAGAGAGGAUCAGCAAAUAUAUGGGAAGCUUUUGGGAGAGUGGUUUUGGAAAUAAUCCAGUCUUCUUUUCUUUGCAAGUUGAUCCUCUAGUCUGGUGUAGGAAUCAGGAUCGCCAUAGGAAGACAGGGUCAGAUAGGCAGGUGAAGGUCAAGGAUGGGGAGUCUGCAGUUGGGGUGCUAAUAGUCAAUGGCCUUCUUCCCUGGGACUCCAUCUCAGACAUGUGGUCCCCCACUGGCUAAGGUCUCAUCUGAGCUCCAGUGGAACACUGUGCAGCUCUUGGUCACAAUCGUUUUGUAAAAGUAGCCAAGUGGAAUUCUGAGGUGUUUUGGUGUAUCCCAGUGCAGAAUUUUAUUUUACUUUACCUGAUGGAGAAUAAAACAAAUAUCUGAAUAAUGUUUGUUUCUUUCUCAGACGUUUGAAAGUUCUGCUUUUUUCCCCCCUGAAUCCAUUUUUAAUGUGCAGAGCCAGGGCACAUAAUGGAAAAGGAGUUCUCAACAAGACACAUCACUUGUCUCUUGUUUUUCCCAUUACUGAGGAAAUGGGCUGUAGGACACCAAAUAAAGGGUAUCCUGAAAGCGACAGGUGAAUGUUUUCCAAGUGUUUUUCAGUGUACCCGUUGGGAGUGCAGAUGUUCCUCUGGCUGUAGGGAAAAGGUCAAUGUGUUCAAAGUGAAUCAUUCAAUAUUGAGCACUAGGCGUUGCUUAGAAGCAGGCAGCCUCAAGGUUCCCUGCUUAGCUUUCAUAGGGCUCAUCAGGUCUUAGGAAGGAGAGGACCUGUAAGCAGAUACACUUUUAAUCCUACUAAGCCAUGGAAACUGAAGGCAUUGCAGCUGUUUAUUUCAUUUAGAUGAGAUCUGAUUAUGUUAAAUGCUCAACACAUGCAAAGUCUGCUCAGUAUUCCUUAUCAGGUAGUGAGAUGGAAAAGAUGUGAAAACCAAGGAGGAAAAUCAUUGGAUUCCCAUUUAAUUGUUACGUUUUCAUUUUAAUUUUGUGUAGGCAGUGUUUUAUCAGACUCAGCCUCUAGCUUUUGAAAUGAUUUACACGAGAAGGGAGCCUGUAUGUCUACCUUGGGAAACAUUAACCAGAUCCCAUUUUACACCGGUUUGGUAAUAACUAUUUAUUUGCUGUUCUAGGUGAGUUGAGAAUGACUGUACAUGAGACUUUUAUGAGAUAUAUUUGCAUUUGGUGUUGGAACAACCACGUAGCAACUUUUGGGUUUUUUAUUGUAACACUGUAAACAUUGGCGCCUUAUUAAAAAUUAAAUGUUUGAACCCCACUCUUAAGAAUAAAACAAGCACAGAGUCCUCAACAAGCACGUCACGAAUGGAACAGAUACUGUGAUUUCAAGCAUGUUUCUGCUCAACAGAUCUCUGCAAACUUUGUCCUGGUGAUAUGGCUGAGGCAUAUAACUAAGUUAAAGGCCCAUCCUUAAGAUUGUGACAUUAAUUGGUUGACUUUUUUUUUUUGGAAAUAAAAUAGAUUGGAAAAAAAAAGGAAAAAAAGAAAAAAGUAGUGAUUUUUUUUUUUUUUUGGCUUUUUCGUUUUUAUCGAUACCAGGGAUCGGACUCACGACUGCCUGCUUGCAAGGCAGGCGUUUAUGCCACUGGGCUAAAUCCCCAGCCCCCAAUUGAUUGGUUUUUAAAUCCAUUGUUCUUGGCUAAUUGGGCAAUGACUAAAUAAAAAUUAAGACCAUGGUUCUAAAUGUCCAAGCAUAGGGCAGGACCACUGUGCCCAGGUCAUCUACAUAUCUAUCCUAUGUUGGAGCCUAGGGUGGGAUGCAGUUUAGUCUGAUAUUUUUGACAUUUUAUCCUUCAUUUCCUGUGUGUGUAGUGUUUGGGUUUGAAUCCAAGGCUUUCACAUUGAGCUACACCUCCAGCCUUUUACACUGUUUUUUAUUUUUUAUUUUGAGGCAGAAUCUCAUGAAGUCUCUGAAUUGCCUAGGCUGGGAUCAAACUGUGAUCCUUCCCCCUCAGUCUCUCAAAGUACUGGGAUUACAGGUGGGCACCACCACACCUAGCCUCAUCCUUUUCUUCAACAGCAAAAAUUUUCUCUAGUACUCAGGGAACCACAAGGUUUUGAAUUGUGUGUUUUUAUUUUGAAAAUUUUCAACCUUAAAGAAAAAUUGCCCACAUACCCAUGCCCUAGAAGAGGUGCUAUUCAAUAUGUUUUUUUUUUUUAUUUAGAGAAAGGUAGAAUAAUAGAAAAUGGGCAGAAAUAGUACAUACUUUCAAAGAAAAGAAAUAAACAGUAAUAAAUCAUUAGUUGAUGUAGACAUAUUUCCCCCUCACAAAUAAGUGUUUAAGAUACAAAAGUGGAACAUAUAAAUGGGAAUUCAACUGGGGAGACUGCAAACCAUUCUGUUCAACUAUCCAACAAAAACUAAGUAAUAUGAGUGUCAAUCCUAUACACUUAGACAUGUAUGCAUUUAUCCAUAUCUUUGUUUAUGUUGAGACCUAACAAAACUUAUUAGAUUAAAAUCCUUCUGAACAAAGGUUAAUAAUAUUGCUGGAUUUCACAUCAUAACACUCCGGAAUCAGCACUGGGUACUGCAGUGCCCCUGUCUUUCCUUCAAAGUAUUUGUUCAUUUUAUCAUGUGUCAUAAGAUCAGUUCUAAUAAACUGUUUAUAGGUUUUACGCAA
Cavia porcellus (domestic guinea pig) is the source of this 8136-nucleotide messenger RNA. RefSeq names its product chloride voltage-gated channel 4 (gene Clcn4). The record is from RefSeq and is a predicted model, not a curated record. Gene Ontology annotation, biological process: transmembrane transport; chloride transport. NCBI's taxonomy places the organism in Eukaryota, Metazoa, Chordata, Mammalia, Rodentia, Caviidae. The transcript has 13 exons. Gene Ontology annotation, cellular component: plasma membrane; early endosome; synaptic vesicle. Bases 606 to 2888 code for a protein of 760 amino acids. Gene Ontology annotation, molecular function: voltage-gated chloride channel activity.